UUUAUUGGAUUGUAGCAUAGCAACCACAUGAGCAUUGGAUAUUACAUUACACAAACGUCAUCAUAUUUGUUGGCUCUAAAAGAUGCAGCAUUCAAAUAUCAUCAAACUUUUAAUAUUACUACUCAACUGUGUGUGCGUCCUGUCAGUUGGUAUGUACUCCACAAAUUCAGCAAAGUUUUGCUACGAGAAGGCUUCUUGCGGGCCUAAUAGUAAUGCUUGGGGUGGUGAGUGCAAAACCGGUACAAAACAAAGUCCAAUAGAUUUACCGUAUGUAUCGAGUCGAAGCAUGCGACGCGUUAAGUUGGAGUUUACUAAAUAUUAUUAUAGUGAUGAAUUUUGGAUUAUCGAUAAUGGGCACACGAUAAAAGUGACUUUGACGCAACAGCAACGCCCAAAGGCCAGAAUGUAUGGCUACGAAUUUUGCUCUGAAUACAUUCUUGCUGAGAUUCAUUUCCAUUGGGGCUACAAUGCAUCGACUGGGUCCGAGCAUUCGAUUAAUAACAAAUUUUAUGCUAUGGAAGCACAUCUGGUCCAUUUUGACUCAAAAUAUUCCAAUUUAACUGUGGCUGCCGCAUCACGCGAUCCUUCAGCGUUGGCAGUCUUGGGUGUUUUCAUUGCAGAAGGAAGUGAGUCGAAUUAUAAUUCAGGAUUCGAGACCAUUGCCGACAAUAUUCCGCAGUCCAUUGGCAAAGCAGCACAUAUCCAACAAAAAAUCAAUCUUUCAUCAUUUUUACCGAAAAAGAAACAACCUUUCUAUCGUUACUAUGGUUCAUUGACGACACCAGAGUGCAACGAAAUUGUUGUAUGGACCGUCGUAGCGAAGCCUAUUUACGUGCAACCUUCACUCAUCCAGAAAUUUAGAGAUGUGAAACAUAUCGGAUCGAACUACCGACCAAUUCAAAAACUUGGACAAAGAACUGUAAAGUAUCUUGCCAAGCAAUAGAUCGGAGAGCGUUUAUUUGCCCGACGGUUUCCGUAGAUUUGAUGCAUCCUCUCAUUAGACGUUAUCAACGACACAGUUGUAAAAUUGUAAAUAUGUUAGCUACUGUCAAAUCCUUUUUUAGUUGGAAUAGUAAAAUCGAUAGAUUUCAAUCAUCGUUCACGAUAAAAUAGUCAAUCG
This is a messenger RNA of Bradysia coprophila, 1120 nucleotides long. RefSeq names its product putative carbonic anhydrase 3. The record is from RefSeq and is a predicted model, not a curated record. Lineage: Eukaryota; Metazoa; Arthropoda; Insecta; Diptera; Sciaridae.